Molecule: messenger RNA, 1534 nt
Organism: Micromonas commoda
Lineage: Eukaryota; Viridiplantae; Chlorophyta; Mamiellophyceae; Mamiellales; Mamiellaceae
Exons: 1
Coding region: 1-1482 (493 amino acids)
Molecular function (GO): ATP hydrolysis activity; ATP binding
Source: RefSeq, a predicted model, not a curated record
AUGGUCCUCCCCGCGGCUCCCGUCGCCGCGGCGGUCACGGCGGUCGUCUACGCCGCGUUACUCGCCACGACCCGGAUCCCCUGCGGCGCCGACGGCACCUUCUGUCGCGAGGGCGCGUGCGAGCGCGUCCGCGCCCACCUCGCCGCCAACCUCCACGGCCAGGACACCGCCGUGAACCUUCUCGCGGACGCGGUGUGCGACCACGUGGCGUCGCCGCGGCCGAACAAGCCCCUCGUCGCGUCCCUACACGGAUCGCCCGGGAUCGGCAAAUCGUACUUUCAUCAGCUCCUCGCGCAGGCGCUCUACAACGCCACGGGCGACGGAUCGCAUCCCGCGGAGGACGCGUUCGGAAACCCGAUCGAGUCCGACGCCGGUUCCGACCACCAGAGCGGCGCCCCGUGGGGCGGCAACUCGAACGGCAACUCGAACGGCAACUCGAACGGCAACUCGAACGGAGGAAACAACGCCAUGGUGGACGCCAUGGUGGACAAGGGGAGGGUCAUCAAGGGCUACCUGCCCACGUUCAUGGGCGGCGACGUCGCGCCGCGGUGGAACGACGCGAACGGCGUCAACGCUCGCCAUAGGGUGGAGUGCCCCGGCCGAGACUGCCCCGCGUACAAGGUCAUCUUCGGCACCGACUACGUCACCGCGGAGCAGGAGGCGCAGGGCAGGGCGCUCAGGGACGCAAUCGUGAACCAUCUAUCCACGUUUCCCGAAUCAGUAAUCGUCAUCGAGGAGUACGACAAGAUGGGAUGCCCCGCGAGGGGAAUGCUGAAGCAGCUGCUGGACAAGGGUGCGAACGGAAACGCGACGUUUCACCGGUCGGUCUUCGUGCUGGAGGCCAACUUGGGGUUUGUGGAGAUUAACCGGAGGGUCCGGAAGGGUUUGGGAAAUAGCCAAAACAACAACGUUGGGGAUGGGUCGAGCGGGGAAGGCUCGAGCGGCGGGGAGGAACUCGGCGUGGACGAGCUCACCGCGACGCAGCGCACGCUACGGGACACGGUGUUCAAGCGGUGGAAGGACGAGAGGUGCGAGGAGUGGAGCGACACGCACAAGGCUGUGGGAUCCGUCGACCUCUUCGCGCCGUUUCUGCCGCUGACGAGAAAGUCCGUCGGCGAGGUCAUCGAAGCGCACUUGAGGGAGCGCACGCGCGUGAAACGACGCGCGAGGGAGCUCGCGCGGCUCACGUGGACCCGCCCUGACGUCGUCGACUUCCUCGUGUCGCAGGUUGAGUUCGAGAAGGAGCACGCCAUCGAGGGCGGGAAGGAAGCGGGCGGGGUGCUGUCGAGGUGGGUCACGCGCGCGAUACGUCGGCUGGCGCAGGCGGAGGACACGGCGCGCAAGAAGGAGAGCCAGCGUCGGGCGGUCGAGGAGGGGCGGCUGUGGGUGGACGAUAGGAGCGGACCGCCGCUGCGGGACAGGUCCGUGCGGCUGGAGGUUGCGAAAGGGGGACGCGAGCUCGUCGCGAGCGUAGCAGACUGAACGCUCCGCGUUAGAUUUAAUUAAUUAAAUCGUCUGAGGAUUAAACAUUUUU